AUGUCGAGCACUAAAAAGAAUACUGAAGCUUUGAAAGAGCACAAAAUCAUUCCAGACGUGCUCAGCGACAAUGUGAAACCAGCAUACUCCCUGACGCUAAACUGGCCCAACACAACGCUGGAGUCGCCCGCUCAGGAAUUGGGUGGCGAGGAGACGCAGCCUCAACCAUUAGUAUAUCUGAACUCUGCAUGGCUGGUUACCAAUGUAUCCACAACGUCAGAGGGCUACCUCGCCAUCCCCAAAAAAGCCAACGUGCCACCAUACGUCGGGCCAGCACCGCAGCCAAACUAUGUGUCGCCUCGCCCCCAUCGCUAUUGUUUUAUCCUAGCUCAGGGCUAUGGAGACGUUCACGUCACGCCCGAGGAUUUGCGGGAGCUGCAGAAGCCGUACAUAGCCGCGAUGGAAGGAAAGUAGCAGGAGGCGCAGGAUUUGAAGGAUCGCUGGGGUUUAAACGCACAGAAGUUCAUUGACAACAACGGACUCAAGUUUGAGGCUGCCACGUUUAUGCGUGUGUGGGACACACUGAAGAGCGCGGCUGCCAAUAUGGCUCUCACGGGGCAGGCUUUAGUUGAUCAUGCG
Messenger RNA from Truncatella angustata, 579 nucleotides. RefSeq lists its product as uncharacterized. The transcript has 2 exons. Lineage: Eukaryota; Fungi; Ascomycota; Sordariomycetes; Amphisphaeriales; Sporocadaceae. The record is from RefSeq and is a predicted model, not a curated record. The coding region runs from base 1 to 414 and encodes 137 amino acids.